AUGUCACAACUUCCCUAAUAAGGAUAGGAAUCGAAGCCUCAUUCUAAUUUACCUUAACAAAAUAUUCCAUAAGGCCAAAACCAGAACCAGUUCAUACCUCAAUAAGGAAUUCCAAAUCAAAUUUUCCCUUAAGCUCAACCAUAAUAUGUGGUUCCUGCUUAAAAUUUGGGAAGAGCUCCAAUAAGCGGAUUUCCAGCGCAACAGCUUCCAUAUUCAUAGCAAUAAGGAUUAUAACCAUUGCCUCAAUCAUAGAUCUAAGGAUAAACCGGUGCUCCCUAUCAGACUGGUCCAGUGUAAUUAAGUUCACAUGUAUUGACCGAAUAAGCCAUAAAAGGGGAAUCGCGAAUUGAAUAUGUGCCAUAUGAGAGAGUAAUCACCGAAUACGAGGAAGUGAGAAGGUAGGUGUAGGUGCCAAUAACACGAUAAAUAACUGAUUAUUAUGCGGUCUAAUAUGAAAUUGAAUAUAUUCCAUAAGUAAUUUAAGAAAAAUAAAUUGAAUAUGUACCAGUAGAAAGGAUCUAAGAGAGAACAGAAUAUUACACAGUAUAAAAAUAAAAUAUUUUGCCUGCUCAGACAAAUCUAGCAUAAUCCCAAACUAUUCAAACUCAGAGAGUGCAACAACAGAUAGUGACUUAAUAAGCUCAACAAUAUGUGACAGUCGCCUAGCAGCCCCAAGUUACAACCUAUUAAGCUCCUCCAAUUCAAACAACACAAGUUCUACAACCACCCCCCGUCUAACAACCAAUAACAAGCACCUUCAUUUAACCUCCGAUAACUACAACUCUAUAACGACCAAAUGUAGUUUAAAACACCAUAAUUCCAUAAACUCAGUUGGCUUCCACAUAUGUUCAACAAUAACCUACUAUUAUCCCAGGUUAAGUGUAGUCCAUUCCACAAACCAUUCAAACCACAAGUGUAGUCCCAUAAACUAUUUAAACAGGCAGUGUUAUUCCAUAGACAAGAACAUUGAGCAAACCACCAACAACAAUUAUUCAACCCUAAGCAACAAUUCCUCAAGCAUCAAUUCCUUUGGCAACUACCACAGCUUUACCUGUUUAAUUAGCUUAAACUGCUGUGCCAUCAUCUGUUUAUAAAGACUUCUAAAGAUUGCCAGCCUAGGGUAAUUCACUUUACAGAAAAACUUUACCACCCAUCUAACCUGGAUAAUUAGCACAAACAGCCCCACCUAUACAAGUUCCAACAUAACCUUAGUAACCAUAAAAGCAAGCCAAACAAGAUAAGGAUAAGACAUUCUUAGAAAGGCUUUUCGAGUGA
Messenger RNA from Paramecium tetraurelia, 1275 nucleotides. RefSeq lists its product as uncharacterized. NCBI's taxonomy places the organism in Eukaryota, Ciliophora, Oligohymenophorea, Peniculida, Parameciidae. The record is from RefSeq and is a predicted model, not a curated record. The transcript is spliced from 5 exons.